This is a messenger RNA of Alligator mississippiensis (American alligator), 1601 nucleotides long. RefSeq lists its product as uncharacterized. The record is from RefSeq and is a predicted model, not a curated record. The transcript has 9 exons. NCBI's taxonomy places the organism in Eukaryota, Metazoa, Chordata, Crocodylia, Alligatoridae. Gene Ontology annotation, cellular component: cytoplasm. The coding region runs from base 27 to 1073 and encodes 348 amino acids.
GUCCCCUUUGGGGCUCACAGGACCUGAUGGAGACCAUCUCAGUGGAGGGCGACCGAAAACACAUCCUGGCGUACAGCAUAGACGCCAUCCGCUGCCUCAGCGACCCGAAGCUCAGCCUGGAGCCAGCGCUGGAGUCGCGCCUCCUGCGGGCCGCCGUGGAGAAGAGCUUCCUGGCCAUAGGGCGUGAAACCCAUCGAAACCAGGUCGUGCAGCGACUGUACGAGGAGUACCUGGAGGGCCUGCUGUGCUGCGUCUUGUCCAGCGCUCCCAGCCUGGGCAAGCUCUACUCCAUCUGGGAGCACUUUACAUCGUGGACUGAGGCGCCGGAUGCCCAGCACCGUGCACUGGGCAUGAAGAUCAUGACCGGCGCCAUUGCCUUUGCUGUGCAGCUCCUCCCACAAUUUGAGGGCUCCCCUGACAUACUGGAGGUGGGGGACAUGGCAGCCCGCCUGGGUCUGUCCAUCAACGACCCGGAGGAGACCAUCAGCUGCAAGGCCAGGGCGUGCAUGUAUUUGCUCGCUCAAAUCCUCCUUCAUCAGAGGGGCCAAGACAUGCGAGGGGCAGAGGAGCUGCGGUUCAAGCGCCAGAACGAUCAGAGCCAGGUCCAGAAGUACAGGGACCUGGCGAGAGUGGGAGAGGGGCUGAGAAAGAUCUUGCUGGAGGAGCAAAGAAGAGCUUUCCUGCAGAGGGCCCUUCAUGCAGUUCGCAAUGGACCGAUGCACAUCAGCCAAGCUGGGCUGGUUUUCCUGUAUGCAAUCUUGGGGGAAGCCGGCCGCUUGAUGGGGCACAAGGAGAAAGAAAUCCCCAUCAGGGUCCUGAAUAAGCUCUUCAUUAUCACCUACCUGAAGGAGCUGCCUAAAGAUCUGCAAGGGCACAGCCUGCUGGUCACCUCCUCCAGCGCCAUCGCCUCUCUCCAGCCGCCCACACUUGCUCCUGCAGCAACACCUGCAGACCACCUCAACCCUGACAGCACCUCCAUGAGAGAAGAUGACCUCCCCAACCUCACCGGGAGCCCGAUGGCUACAGAGAAAAGCUGCAACAGCGCUGAAGCCACCACACACGUCACCGACUGACAAGUCAUCAUCCAGUCUGAGCCGUCCGCCACAGCCAAGUCAGCCUCUGCAAGAGGAGCAGCCUGAGAAACCCUCGUGGUGAAGAACUUGAAUAUCUUCCAGACCAGCUCUGCAAAGGGCUGGGGAAAGACCAGGCACCAUGAGUUUGUAGUGCCCAGGUUGCCAAGUGGAGGAUGCUCUUGUUGUGUGGAUGGCAUUUUGUGACCCCUGCCUCAGGGCUUUGGCCGGUCGCCAUUUGGGGCCAGGAAGGAAUUUUUUCCCCCUUCAUUUAUGGAACCAACUUCGGGGGGUUUUUCGCCUUCCUCUGAGGCAUCGGGACAUAAUCAGACCAUCCCGGCGUCUGUUGUGUUAGUAGCCUGUCCUUGAAUCCAUCGAGAGCCAUUCAGGGAGUGAAGAGAGCAAAGGCAUAAACCACGUGCACUGUUGAACAUAGAUUUAGUGUAAUGUGUCAUGUUGAACAUAGAUGCUAUAGAAACUAAGAGGAGAUGUAGGAUAAUAAAGUUAAGCUUUAGUUUUCUUUUCUUAUAA